Molecule: messenger RNA, 3226 nt
Organism: Gastrolobium bilobum
Lineage: Eukaryota; Viridiplantae; Streptophyta; Magnoliopsida; Fabales; Fabaceae
Product: U-box domain-containing protein 5-like
Exons: 6
Coding region: 539-2824 (761 amino acids)
Biological process (GO): protein ubiquitination
Cellular component (GO): cytoplasm; nucleus
Molecular function (GO): ubiquitin-protein transferase activity
Source: RefSeq, a predicted model, not a curated record
AUCCAACAAUCUCAAGCUGACGGGUCUCUCUUUCUAUCUCUCUCUCUUUCCCUGAAACCCUGCAAUCAUGUACUUUGCUCGGGCGAAGACUUUUGUUCUUGUUUCAUGAGUAUAAAAAUCGGUUAUCUUUUUCACGGGCAUGCUUGCUUUCCUUUCCUGUGCUUAUCAUUUUGCUCUUUCUAUUGGUUGGUGGGUUUUUGUUUUUUUUUUUUCUCUUUCUUAAUCUUUCUUGUCAAGUCUGAGUUUUUUUUUUUUUUUUUACUGAGUUGAGUUCCUCCGUGCUUUUAAUCCUCUCUUUCUCUUCUUCUGGGUAUGGGACAUUAGAAUAUAGUCAUAGAGAUGAGCUGAAACACGCUUCUUAGAGCUUACUAUUGAAUUAAAGGUGAUUUUGCUGCUUUAAGAACUUGGUGUCCAUUAGCACUCUGUAGUGAUUCGCUAGUAAUCAGAAGAAAAGGAGGUGGUUCUGUUGGAAUUCGUUCCCUGUAAGCAGAGGAGGAGUUUGCUUCUUAAUUAUCAUCGAUCUAGGACACUCCCCUUAAUGGGAACUGAUACUGGUGAAGAGUUGGAGGCAUUACCAAAUCCUCGCUCCUUUAAGGUACAUAGUAGAAUGUGCGUAGAACUCAUGAAAUUAGUGGAUAGAAUCUUAAGGAUAUUUCCAAACAUUGAGGCGGCACGGCCGCGAAGCACAUCGGGAAUAGAGUCCCUGUGUUUGCUGAACAACGCAAUUGAUAAAGCCAAACUACUUCUGCAAUAUUGCUCCGAUUGCAGCAAACUGUACCUGGCCGUGACAGGGGAUACAAUACUCUCAAGAUGCCAAAAGGCAAAAAGAUCAUUAGAACAAAGCUUAAACCAGAUUCAGGAUAUGGUUCCAGUUAUGUUGGCUGUAGAGGUUUCUAGAAUAAUUGAUGAUCUUGAAUGUGCAACAUUUGUUCUUGACUCUGCUGAAGAAGAGGCUGGGAGGGUUGUGAGAGAGUUGCUUCAGCAAAGCACUUCAACCUCAGAUUCAGUGGAGAAUUCUGAAGUUAAAGCUCUUCAAUUUGCAGCACCAAGACUUAAUAUCACAUCCCCGAAGGCCAUCUUAAUAGAGAAACGAUCUAUUAAGAAGUUGCUAGAUAAAAUUGGACAAAAUGACCAGAAAAAGAAGAUGAUCUUGAGAUAUCUUCUCUAUCUACUGAAAAAGCAUGGAAACCUCAUCGUGGGAGAACAAAUGGAGGUCUAUUCUCGUAGUGAAGAACCUAUUGCAACAGAGUACUCUAGUAACGAUUCUCUACGAAGUCAUCAUGUUCAGUCAGAACCAUGCUUGAACUAUGGUCAGUAUAGAGCUGAUAUCAGUGAGUUGGGUAGAGUUACACCCCCUGAUGAAUAUAAGUGCCCAAUAUCGUCAAGGUUGAUGUAUGAUCCUGUUAUCAUUGCUUCUGGAGUAACAUAUGAAAGGAUGUGGAUACAAAAGUGGUUUGAAGAAGGUAAGGAUAUAUGUCCAAAAACCAAAAAGAAGCUAACCCAUAUGACAUUGACUUCAAACAUUGUCAUGAAGGACUUAAUAUCAAAGUGGUGCAGAAAUAAUGAAGUGUCCAUUCCUGACCCGAGUAGGCAAGCAGAAGAUGUUCACUCAUGGGAAGCUUCCAACACUUCCAUUAAGAGUUUAGGAAGUUAUAUCAAUGAUUUUCACUUACCAAUGGAUCUUAGUAACAUUUCACUUGGAUCGUUGGAUACUAGUUAUAGUUCAGAUGCCUCCCAUGGGAAGACUACUCGUGGCUUAAAUUUGAUGUUGAACAAGACUAGUGACAACUCCCACAAACAUCCAACUCAUGCAGAGAUACAUGAUGCAGAUUUGAUGCUCUUGUCUAAACUCCAUGAUCUUCAAUGGGAUUCUCAAUGCAAAGUCAUUGAAGAUAUGAAAGAUCAUGUGAAAAGCAAUUACCAAUCUUUUGUUUCUGCGUCACCUGAGAAUUUCAUUGAACCACUCGUCAGAUUUCUGAGCAAUGCUAAUGAUCUGCAUGACUUAAAAGCGCUGAGAGCAGGAACUCAGCUCCUGUUGGAAUUUGUGAACAACUGCAGAAAUGGUGUGACUAAUUUAGGUGAAGAUACAUUCAUUAUGUUGGCAAGUUUUCUUGAUUCAGAAGUGAUAGGAGAAGCUCUUGCCAUAAUGGAAGAACUGUCUGGGGAUGGGUUUAGUAAAGCUAAAAUUGCAGCAUCCAGUGCACUCACUUCUGUUUUUAAUGUACUUGAUUCUGAUAAUAAAGAGUUCCAACAACAAGCUAUUAGAAUCAUGUACAAUCUGUCCUUCCACGGUGAAGUUUGUCCCCACAUGCUAUCUCUCAAGUGCAUCCCGAAAUUGCUGGCAUUUUUUAAAGAUAGGGCCCUUUUGAGAUACUGUAUAUAUAUCUUGAAAAAUCUUUGUGGUACUGAAGAGGGUAGGAAUUCUGUUGCUGAAACUAAAGGAUGCAUAUCUUCUGUUGUUGAAAUACUUGAGAAAGGCAGUAAUGAGGAACAAGAACAUGCACUGGCUGUUCUAGUCUCUUUAUGCUCUCAACGUGAGGAUUAUUGUCGGUUGGUUAUGAAUGAAGAUAUUUUCACUCCUCUUUUCUAUAUCUCCCAGAAUGGAAAUGAUAAAGGAAAGGUAAAUGCGUUGGAACUGAUCCGUCUCUUGAGAGAUAUUGACUGUGUUGAGAAUAAAGAUUGCUCUGAACCAAAUAUCAACAACACUUCUCGGGAUUCUAACAGCCACCCUGAGGAAAAUAAAUCAUCAAAGAGAUCCACAUUUCUGAAGAAACUAUCACCUUUUUCAAAAUCCAGUUCACAUGCAUCAAAAUCCAAGAGAUGAAAAUGAAUUCCUCGGCAUUCAACCAAUAGCAUCCUUUGUGAUACUUAUUGUGGGGACUACAGAUUAUGUGCUAGAUAAGAGCCGUUUUGGAUUGCUAGAUAGCAGGUGUGUUUUAUGGCUGGAGCCUUAAUCUUUGUGGAUGUGUCAUAUGUGGGUUUUUCCAUUUCCUUUCUUGAACUUAAUUCUAAAUCUCAUCUUGUAGCAUUUUUAGCUCUAUUUAUUCAUUCACAAUGCGUCUGCUGCUUAAUUUUGCACUGUAACAGCAGGUUGUAUGGUCAUGUAUAGUUCUGCUUAUGAUUGCCAUGUAUAGUUCUUUUGAAAUUACAAUUUAGGACUUGAUAAUUGUUAAGAUAGUCGAUGGUUUUGCCUUUUCCCUCCUAUCAGCAUACUAGAUAGUAGAGA